Messenger RNA from Solanum verrucosum, 897 nucleotides. RefSeq names its product CRIB domain-containing protein RIC7-like. NCBI's taxonomy places the organism in Eukaryota, Viridiplantae, Streptophyta, Magnoliopsida, Solanales, Solanaceae. The coding region runs from base 257 to 886 and encodes 209 amino acids. The record is from RefSeq and is a predicted model, not a curated record. The transcript has 4 exons.
UUUUUCCUUUGUGAUGAUUAAAGAGGAGUCAAACCUAAAUUUCAUUUUUAGGGUUUGAAUCCAUUUAAUUUCUUGAAAUGUUUUUAUACUUUGAAUUUAUACUUACAAAUUCAAGAAAUACAUUUGUUCACUUGAAAUAAAAAUUCAAAAUUCACAUUUUUUAUUUUGUUUCUUCUGAGUUUCUACACAUAAUCAAAUGAUUGAUUUUAGAUGAAAAUAUCAUAUUCUUGAUUAAUUGUUCACCUAAGUUGAGAUCAUGUCCACAAAGGUGAAAGGCCUUCUUAAAGGCCUUAGGUACAUUUCUCAAGUUUUUGAUGAGGAUAAAGAAAAAGAUAUGCAAAUUGGUUUUCCAACAGAUGUAAAACAUGUUGCACAUAUAGGAUGGGAUGGUCCAUCUGUUGAUAAUCCAACCUGGAUGAAAGAAUUUAAAGCACCAGGAGCAUUUCAAUCAGCACCUUUAAUUCCUCCUUCCGGAGAACAUAAAGAAAAUCCUAAUAUUAAAUGGGUUUCUGAAGAUUCAAAUAGAAGGUCAAGAAAUGCAAAUUCUUCACCACCCAAAGAAAAACAAGAGAAACCAAGAACAUCCAGGAGACAUUCCACAACAGAAAAUGGAAGCAAUGAAAACACUACAAACAAAGAGCCUGGCACAAAAUCCAGGAGUUCCAGGAGACAUCAUAACAAGGACAUGUCCGAUGGAACCAAAUCAAGUGAAUCCUCGAGCAAAAACAACCCCGAUAUCCCUAAAAAAUCGCGAAGAAAGAAGUCCAAGGAGGAUGGUGGCUUGAAUCGACCAUCAAAAUCCAAAGGCACAACACAAACUACAGAGUCAAGUCCUGGAUUGGAAAGUGAAAGUAGUGGAAUUUCUAAAGAAAAACAAGAGGAGUGAAAAAACAACAA